AUGACUACUAGAUGGGCUAAUGCUAGAAGGUUGGGGGAAGGCAAUAUUGAGCAAGAGGUUCCUCCUCAAGCUCCGAUUGACCCAUUAAAUGAGAAUGUGACUAAUGGGGAGUUUAGGUCGGCAUUCCAAGUUUUUUCUCAAGCCGUGAUGACACAAGCUAACAGAGAGGAGGUAUCCCCUGUGAACCCAAGUGUGGGUACGACGGUAGCAAGAAUUAGGGAUUUCACAAAAAUGAACCCUCCCAAAUUUUAUGGUUCCAAACUUGAGGAAGACCCUCAAGUGUUUAUCGAUGAAGUUUAUAAGGUACUUUCUAUCAUGGAUGUGACUUUGGUAGAGAAGGCGGAACAAGUCAAAGAAUGUCGCACCACUAUGCUUGUUCAUGACAUGUAUAUCUCUCGCCUUAUGGUUCAUUCCCAACAAAUUGAGGAAGAAAAACUCAAGGAAAGUUCUAGGGAGGCAAAAAGUGCUAAAGUGGAUGAUGGCAACUUUGAACAUUCUAGGUUCGGUGGACGAGGUCGUUCUAGAUUACGGCAAAGGUACUCAGGGAAAAUUUCUACAAAUGCUCCUCCGAGGCCAUGA
This is a messenger RNA of Solanum verrucosum, 579 nucleotides long. RefSeq lists its product as uncharacterized. The transcript has 2 exons. Lineage: Eukaryota; Viridiplantae; Streptophyta; Magnoliopsida; Solanales; Solanaceae. The record is from RefSeq and is a predicted model, not a curated record. Bases 1 to 579 code for a protein of 192 amino acids.